AGCGUUAUUGACCACGCCCGCCGCCACCCGGCUGUAGUUGUGGAGGUCAGCUCCGCCCCUUCCUUUUUCCCUCCGAGAAGGCGGUGGAGGCUGACUCUACAGUCAUGGCCAAGAUUAAGGCUCGAGACCUUCGCGGCAAGAAGAAGGAGGAGCUGCUGAAACAGCUGGAGGACCUGAAAGUGGAGCUGUCCCAGCUACGCGUGGCUAAAGUAACAGGCGGCGCGGCUUCCAAACUCUCCAAGAUCCGUGUUGUUCGCAAAUCCAUCGCCCGUGUACUCACCGUCAUUAACCAGACUCAGAAAGAGAACCUCAGGAAAUUCUAUAAGGGCAAGAAGUACAAGCCCCUGGAUCUGCGGCCCAAGAAAACGCGUGCCAUGCGCCGCCGGCUCAACAAACACGAAGAGAACCUGAAGACCAAGAAGCAGCAGCGGAAGGAGCGGCUGUACCCACUCCGGAAGUACGCGGUCAAGGCCUGAGCAUCCAGGUGUCAAUAAAACAAACAAACUGGC
Lagenorhynchus albirostris (white-beaked dolphin) is the source of this 509-nucleotide messenger RNA. RefSeq names its product ribosomal protein L35 (gene RPL35). Gene Ontology annotation, molecular function: structural constituent of ribosome; mRNA binding. Gene Ontology annotation, biological process: translation; maturation of LSU-rRNA from tricistronic rRNA transcript (SSU-rRNA, 5.8S rRNA, LSU-rRNA). The record is from RefSeq and is a predicted model, not a curated record. The transcript has 4 exons. Gene Ontology annotation, cellular component: ribosome; cytosolic large ribosomal subunit. Lineage: Eukaryota; Metazoa; Chordata; Mammalia; Artiodactyla; Delphinidae. The coding region runs from base 105 to 476 and encodes 123 amino acids.